UACCUCCCCCCCACCCCACCCCAUCCCCUGUAUCUGUAUAAUCUGCUUUUCCAUCUGACUUAUCUGACGUCCCACCACCUUCUCUCUCCCUCUCUCUCUCUCUUUCUCUCUCCAAUGAUCUUAUCUCCAUCUAGUUCUUGUGUUUCUGACUCUUUCCUCCUCACCCAUAUUUGGUAAAAACUAAGAAUCCCCUCUGCAAAAAUCUGUCUUUUCACACACGGAAGCUGAAGCUCCUGAGCCCUUCAAAGCAUGUCCUGUCUCAAAGAAUUUUGUACUGACCACUCCAGAUUGUUGUUGAUGCUGUGUAACCCUUGGUAACUCAAGAUAGCAACUUAUACUCUAAUAUCGGCUUCUGUCAAUUAAAUCAGCAGUUAUUUAGCACAAUUCCUGGAGAAGGAUCAACAUUUCAUUUCUCAUCCAACUAUGAUGCCUCCUAAUUUCAACAUUGAGUCUGAAGAUGAAUCUGAAGUGAGCAGCCAAGUAGCUUCCAAUCAAGAAGUCUCUCCUGUCCACUCCAAGGAAAGCAAUAACCACUCUUCCUGCCUGGAAGAUUCUCCAGGGCAUCACAAUGACACCAUGCCGGUCAUCCUCGACCUCACACUUGGCAUCAACGGUUGCGAUGCUGAGCCGAAAGGCUCAGCUGAGACUGCCGGUAGAGUGGCAGAGCAUCCCCCACCAGCUUCCCGAGUUUUCUCUUGCAAUUAUUGUCGACGAAAGUUUUACAGCUCGCAAGCAUUAGGUGGACACCAGAAUGCACACAAGAGGGAGAGGACACUAGCUAAGAGGGCCAUGAGAAUGGGAAUGUUCUCCGACCGAUACGCUAGCUUGGCGUCGCUCCCGCUGCAUGGGUCCGCAUUCCGGUCCCUUGGCAUCGAGGCUCAUUCUUCAGUGCACCAACAAAUUGUUCAAAGUCCUGGUAGGCCGUUGCACGGGAUAAGAGGCGGAGCCAGGUUUGUCGAACAAGGUUACUUCGGGUUGCCUGUGUACAUGGAUCAGUACGACGAAGCGGAGCUGUCGUGGCCCGGAAGUUUCCGACAAAUCGAGGGGCUUCAGGGCAAUCCGGGGCUUGAUUCCGGCCAACGUCCCGACAUAAACUUCAUAGCAACAGCUCCACCGGCGAGGAAAGAUUCAUCCCUUCCUGAUCUAAACCUAAAACUUUGAUAACAAGUUUUUGGCUAGUGCCAUUUUCUUUUGAACUCUUGGGAUUAAUUUGUUAUGUAUAUUGUACAGAGAUUUGAGUGGUUAGGGAUGAAAGUGAGGGUUGAUUCUGAAGCAUUUAUAGCAUUCAAAUUGAUGGAUCAUGGAUGUGAAGAUGCUGAAGGGAUUAUGUUGUUUUUGCUACUUGGGAUCAUAGACUUCAAUUUCACUCAAUUACCAACAAUUAAUGUAUUUUUCUCUACUUCCUAUUUGGA
Molecule: messenger RNA, 1412 nt
Organism: Sesamum indicum (sesame)
Lineage: Eukaryota; Viridiplantae; Streptophyta; Magnoliopsida; Lamiales; Pedaliaceae
Product: zinc finger protein 4
Biological process (GO): negative regulation of abscisic acid-activated signaling pathway
Source: RefSeq, a predicted model, not a curated record